AAGCCAGGACCCCUGCAUGGCCGACCAGCAUGAUAUGCUCUCCUGCAGCACCAUUUAAGCCAUAUGACAAUCCCACUGUCAAGACUGGACUUAUACCAGUGUCAAUACUGUCAAUUAUUAUACGCAAAGAAGACUGAACUUGACCAACAUAUGAUUAACGAACACAAUGAAGAAAACAAUAAACAAAGAAAUACACUCAAUAAACAAGAUUUGAAAAGAAGAACAAACUAUGAAUGUGUAACGUGUAAUAAAACAUUUAACUAUCAUAAUUGGCAUAAUCAUAUAAGGACGGUACACUGUAAUGACAAUUUGACAUGUGAUCAAUGUAAUAAGUCAUUCAAAUGUCAUAAAUAUCUAUACAGACAUAUCCACCAUGUACACUUGGUCAAAACGCAAUUUAAAAGUUUUCAAGAAUACAUUUGCGAACAAUGUUCAAAAGCUUUCAAAAGCGUAGACUGUCUUAAUAAACACGUCAGAAACUGUCACAGUGAGAAAGUUACAUGUCAAAUUUGUAAGUCUGUGUUGAAGAGUGCAGUUUAUUUGGGUUCUCAUAUGAGGAGGGUACAUUGUGACAGUAGUAAAAAAUCCAAAUGUCGAAUAUGUGGCAAACAGUUUAAAAGUGAACGGCAAGUUAGAAUACACGUUGGUAAUACACAUGAGAAAAAGCUAUGCCCAAGAUGUGGCAAAAUGUACUCAACGACGUGUCUUUAUUAUCAUGUCAAAAAAUGUAAUAUUGGCACACAAAAUGCCAGAGAGGAUAAAAUUGAUCAUGAUGACAUGAAUGGAGAUGUGAUUGUUGACGACAAUGAACAUCUCGACAUUGCUAGUCAAAUCAGUGGAAAUUCAAAUGUUCAUGAUGAUGUCAAAGUUGAUAUUCGUGCUCCUGCCAAUGAUCAGCUGAACAAUAAUAAUAUAGGCAAUUUUAAAAGAGAUAUAAAUAAGAGUAACAAUAGUCAAAUUAAUGUAAAUUCAAAUGUUCAUGAUAAUUACGAAGUUGAUAUUCAUGAUAGUGUCAAUGAUCAGCUGAACAUCAAUAAUAUAGGGAAUUGUAAGAAAGAUAUAAAUAAAAAUGACAACAAUCAAAUCAAUGUCAAUUCAAAUGUUCAUGAUGAUUUCAAAGUUAAUAUUUGUGAUCACGAUGUUCAUGAUGACAGUGAGAUUAAAAGAGGAGAUUGGUGUGAUCGUGCCAAUAAAAUUAGGAGAGAUGAUUUAAGUUUUUAUCAUUACGGUCACGAAAUAAAUGUUACAGUUGAUGACGAUAAUGUGAAAGGAGGUACAGUACACGGAGUUAUUAAUAAUAAUAUUAAUGGACUUUGUAAUGUUCAAAUCAACAAUGGAGAUAUUACCAGACAUUUUUGCAAAAUAUGUAAUAAAAAACUGAAAUCUGAAGAAAGAGUUAAAAUUCACAUGAAAAAUGCUCAUAGCAAGAAUUUACCUGUUAAAUGUGAAUGUUGUGGUAAAUUUUUUUUUAACUUGAAAUAUUUUGGUGUACACGUUAAGAAAUGCCGUAUUAAAGAAGUUGAUGUUUCUCCGAGUAGAAACGAAAACAAAUUUGAUAUACAGUUUAAAAUUGAAAUUGAUAACCCCUCUGAAAUUAACGAAUGA
Hyposmocoma kahamanoa is the source of this 1605-nucleotide messenger RNA. RefSeq lists its product as uncharacterized. Gene Ontology annotation, molecular function: chromatin insulator sequence binding. The transcript is spliced from 2 exons. The coding region runs from base 64 to 1605 and encodes 513 amino acids. Lineage: Eukaryota; Metazoa; Arthropoda; Insecta; Lepidoptera; Cosmopterigidae. The record is from RefSeq and is a predicted model, not a curated record. Gene Ontology annotation, cellular component: chromosome. Gene Ontology annotation, biological process: regulation of transcription by RNA polymerase II.